GAAGCACAAGGGUUAUCUCCCCUUGUUUCUUGAUUAAAGCCGGUUUAAGAUGCAAGGUGGCAAGAACAAUAAUGUGCCUCUGCGCUUUCUCUUUAAAAUCAUGGAGUUCAUCCCCAUCCUCCGCUGAGUCUCUCGAUUAUAUCCUCAUCUCUACAUCUCUACGUUAUACUACAGAUAGGUUUCUCUGUGUGUUCAUUGUUGAAGGCUAGAAGCUUUCCGUGAUCUCUCAAGAUGGAUUCACAACUGGCACCCGCUCAUCAACACACUCACGAAGAAGACCCGCAAAGCACAACUCUCCCUGCCGUUAUUGAAGGAGAAGAUGAACAUCAUGAGAAGAAUUCAAUUUUAAAGAAGGUGAAGGCCAAGGCAAAGAAGUUAAAGGACACUCUCGGUAUUAAGAAGCAAGGCCACGGACACGAUCACGAUCAUGAUCCAGAGGUAGAAGAAGACGAUGGUGAAGAAGAAUUUGAACAAGCCCCGAGUAUUUAUGUGCACAAAACAAUAGCGACUCGGAUCGUCCUGUCCCCGCAUGAGAACAAAUUGGAGCAAUCCGGGGCUAAUUUGGGUCCUAAGCCGCAGUUGCGACCGUUGGAGAAAGAUCCUCAGGCACCGAAGGACGGGUUUGAGGAAUCUGAUCCUGGAAAUUAUCAGACCAAAGCUACUGAUCCUACAAGCACAGGUGGGAAAGAAGCGGGGGUCACCACCUUGGUCAGUUCGUUCGGAAAGAUGGGAAUUUCCAAUGAAUCAGGUGAACAUAAACCAUGGUCAUCCACCGAAAGUCACGGUCAGUUGCCCUCAAAUUUACCUCCCAUUAAAACCCAUAUCACCGGGGAAAAUUCCCAAGUGAUCCCGGAAAGCUUCAACGCCGACGAACCGGACAGUCAUUCACGGACCAGUAAAGUCGAGGAACAACCAAACCAGAGUAGCUAUACCGAGAAGAUUUCUGCGGCUACGUCCACAAUUGCAGAGAAAGCAGCAUCUGCUAAAAACGUAGUCACUUCAAAGCUUGGUUAUGGGGGAAACGAUGACGCGGCAGAAGGCGGUAACGCUAGUAAAUCAGCCACAGUAGGUGAAUAUGGCCGUAAGGUAGCUUCCACGGUGACCGAGAAAUUAGCCCCGGUGUACGAGAAAGUUGCUGAGGCUGGAAGUGCGGUGGUGUCAAAGAUGCAGGGGACGGGGACGGGGAUGGGGACAGGGACAGGGAUGGCGACGGAGAACAGGGAUGUUGGAGGAACUGAUAAGGGGGGAUCAAUGAAGGAAUACGUAGCGGAGAAUCUGACGCCGAGUGAUGAAGAUAAAGCGCUCUCUGAGGUUAUAUCGGAGGCAUUGCAUACGCACAACGGGGAGGAGCCACAGAAGGUGUCGCAGCCGCAGGGGAAAGUAACAGAGUCUGCUGAGGUAGCUAGGCGAUUGGGAUCUGUUGACGAUGGUAACACGCCGGAGGGAAUGACCUUAGGCAACGAGGUUGGUAAGGGCAUGGUGGAUAGUUUCAAAGGAGCGGUUACGUCUUGGUUUGGGAAGAAUGGGGAGCGACAACCACCACCACAACACAACACAUCGCAGGCGUUACAUGGCUUCUCUCAUGGUGGCGGCGACGGCGACGAGGUAGUCGAACGGAAGCUUAAUGAGUUCAGCAACUGAUGUGCAGGUUGAUGCUCUGCAGGAGAUAAUGAAUGGGUUUAUUUAGCUGCAAUUGCACAGCGUCUUCCGGUAGAGACGCUGUCUUAGUGUUUUAAUUCAAAUUACUUGAGGGAAUUUGUUUCCUUCCUCCCCAUGUUUCUUACUUCGUUUUGUCGUGAGCUUUUUUUUGUGUUUAUUUGUGUGUGUGUGUGUUUUUUUUUUAAAUUCCUCUGGGUUGAAUAUUGUAAUCGUAAUGUUAACAGGAAAAAGAAUAAAUAAAUACAAUACGAUUUUUAAA
This is a messenger RNA of Macadamia integrifolia, 1918 nucleotides long. Its product is annotated as low-temperature-induced 65 kDa protein-like. The record is from RefSeq and is a predicted model, not a curated record. Gene Ontology annotation, biological process: response to abscisic acid; response to stress. Lineage: Eukaryota; Viridiplantae; Streptophyta; Magnoliopsida; Proteales; Proteaceae. Bases 232 to 1641 code for a protein of 469 amino acids. The transcript has 6 exons.